CCAAAAGUCAUUAUUGAAGACGUAAUUGAAGAUGGCCGAUAUAAUCAUUCAUUCCGUUCGCCAACAACAGGCCAGUCCUGGAACCGUAUACCACGCCCUUUAUGGACACUACUUUUUGGGUAUUUCCCAAAAGAAUUUGGCGAUCAUUUACGGAAAAAGCCUGUCCACUAUUUAUGGUUGGAUUCAAAAGUUUGAAAGCGAGGGACUUUACCGAAGGAAAAAACGAGCUCAGGUCUUCAAAAAGUUCCAGUCGGAAAUGCGACAAUGGUUGGUGGAGCUUUAUUGCAAGCAUCCUCUUUUAUUUUUGGACGAAGCCAAGGAGAUGUUCCAGGCACAUUUCCAGAUGACAAUAAGUACUUCAUCCGUCUGUACUAUUCUGCACGAGGCAGGCCUGUCGUGGAAAACCAUUGAGAGAAGAGCUAUUCAAAUUCGUAUGGAAGAAAUAGUGCGGUUUGUGAAUGAGCUCCUCGCCAUACCAUGGGAUAUUUUCAAUUUAGUUUUCCUCGAUGAGGUGAGUAUUGACAAUAGGGGCACGUUACGUCAGAAGGGAUAUGGUGUCGUAGGAAAAAAGUUAAUUUUCAGAGGAGAAUUUUGUCGCCGUGCUCGUUCAUCGUUCUUAUGUUUCCUUGGCGCUGAUGGAAUCCUGGAUAGUUUCUGGACUGAAGGCACUUUUAACAGGCUAAAGUUUUUCGAAUGCUGCCGAAAGUUUGCCUUGCGGAAUCCUAAGGUUCAAAGAUAUCCAGGAUUCCAUUCAGUAUGGAUCAUGGACGGUGCGAGGAUUCAUUGCGACGCUAAUCUCAUUCGCUAUCUUCGAUCCAUUGGGAUCAUACCCAUAUUCCUUCCGGCGUACUGCCCCUUUUUCAAUCCCAUCGAGGUGAUCUUUGGCCUCGUGAAAAAACGUCUUCAGAGAGUACACCGGGAAGGUGAACAAAUUCUGGCUGAAGUAUGUGAAGCUAUGAACUACUUCAAAGUUUAUCCUUGCCAGAAACUGUUUGAACACUGUGGAUACUUCCCUGGAGGAUUUUUCAGCCCUGAGAAAGGCUUAACGCAAGAUCCAAAUGAGGUCGAUUUGAAUAUUGUUCCCAAUUAAUAUAAGAGCAAGUUUUGAAACGUUUACUGUUAACAAUAAUGAACUAUCUGAAACAAAUAAAUAAAAUUCAUGAAGACCGUGAAACUAUUGCAAAUAAAACUUAUUUUAUUUAUUCAAAACCGUAAAAUCAAAACAAGAAAAACACUUUAAGAGUGAUCAACAUCGGGACAAUCAGUUACUUUCUCCGCCAACACUUGGCUCACUUCGGACUCUUCUGGUCGGAUUGCUGAUUGCACUGCGGUGAUAAAAUCUCCAGCGGCUAAUCCUUUUGUUAUCAUUGCUUCGAGCUUGCGGGAAACGUUGUUAAGUAUUCCAAGUGCUGCUGAAAUUUCUUCCCUUAUUUCAGCCGCUUCUUUCACCCAACCAGCAUUCACAGUAUGAGCCACUGUGACACCCCGAUGUACUGACUGCAGGCGGGCUGCUUCUGACACAUUUGUCCAUCGGAAGUAUUUGGCGAGCUCCAAAGGCGGUGCGGGAUCAAUUUUCAAUUGCUCUUGCUUGUGAGCAGGCGAAGAGUGGAUGAAGUUGGCCCACAACAUCCACGAGCUUUGAUGUCCCUCUAAAUCCAAGUGAGUUUCCUUAAGCUCUUUAGCCAAAGCAGCACAAUCACGGGUCGAGUGGGCUCCGGCUCGGUCUGAGUUUGUUGGCGUAAUGAGCGUCUUCAGUACCAUUUGGUGCUGGGCA
This is a messenger RNA of Toxorhynchites rutilus septentrionalis, 1774 nucleotides long. RefSeq lists its product as uncharacterized. Gene Ontology annotation, molecular function: nucleic acid binding. The record is from RefSeq and is a predicted model, not a curated record. The transcript has 2 exons. Lineage: Eukaryota; Metazoa; Arthropoda; Insecta; Diptera; Culicidae. Bases 32 to 1090 code for a protein of 352 amino acids.